AAUUUUGUAAUUUUGUAAUUAGUUACACUACCAACGCAAAUCCCCCCCAACGCAUUUCACCGAUCUUCUUCCCCAACGACGAGCGAAUUGACACGGAGAAGUGAUUCCGCAGAACACUGAAGAAAGGAAGAAAUCUAUAUAGUGAACUGAAGCUGAGAUGGGAGAUUCAGAUCCUAGAAACUCUUUGAGAUGCAGACACUGUGCAGGUCCUCUCACCAAGGAGAUGGAAACCAGUGCUUGGACUGUUGGACCUCUUAUCAGAGAUAGCUUUUCCAUGAUUGGUUCUGCUGUUGGUGGUGUGUCAAGUGCAUUCUAUGGAUUCAAUCUAGUGAUGCCAAUUGUUCAAAGGCGAGUGAAAGGACCUAUGUGGUUGCAUUUCUUGAUUGGUGCCCCACCAGUGAUAGUAUUCUCAUCAGCUUGUGCUGGAUUAGCAGGUGGUGCUAUUCCAGCGCUUACUCAACUUGCAGCUUCAUCAUAUCACGCAGCAGUCUCGUCAGCGCCACCUCCUCAAGAUGAUGACAUCAGCAAAUCAAGAACUUCCUCCACAUUAUAACAAAAUGGUGAAUCACUGAGUUGACUCGAUCUUCGAUCUGGAUUUAUACAGCUUGAACCACAUGUACAUGUUUUGAAUUUUGGGAUUUGAUUUUGAAACUCAACACAUAUAUAUAGUAGAUGGGUGUUUGAUAAAA
This is a messenger RNA of Lactuca sativa (garden lettuce), 689 nucleotides long. RefSeq lists its product as uncharacterized. Lineage: Eukaryota; Viridiplantae; Streptophyta; Magnoliopsida; Asterales; Asteraceae. The record is from RefSeq and is a predicted model, not a curated record.